Dissoconium aciculare CBS 342.82 is the source of this 1809-nucleotide messenger RNA. RefSeq names its product pyruvate decarboxylase isoenzyme. Gene Ontology annotation, molecular function: thiamine pyrophosphate binding; carboxy-lyase activity; magnesium ion binding. The coding region runs from base 1 to 1809 and encodes 602 amino acids. The transcript has 3 exons. The record is from RefSeq and is a predicted model, not a curated record. Lineage: Eukaryota; Fungi; Ascomycota; Dothideomycetes; Mycosphaerellales; Dissoconiaceae.
AUGGCGGCAGCGAAAGUAGCAACGCUGCCACACACAAUCCCUCUUGCUCGCUAUCUAUGGGAGAGGAUCAAGCAGGUCGGCAUUUCAAGCAUCUUCGGCGUGCCUGGAGACUUCAACUUGACUCUUUUGGAUCACAUUUACCAUGUCGAUGGCUUGGACUGGAUAGGCAAUACCAAUGAGCUCAAUGCGGCCUACGCUGCGGAUGGCUAUGCUCGCGUCAAGAACGGUGCGGCUUGCGUCGUAACCACCCAUGGCGUUGGGGAGUUGUCGGCGCUCAACGCCAUCGCUGGAGCCAUGACGGAACAGGUCAAGGUCAUCCACGUCGUAGGUCAGACAUCCCGCGAGAUGCAAGCCCAGCGCAUGAUGAUCCACCAUUCCAUUGGCACCGCUCCGGAUCACCAGGUGUUCAAUGAUGCGAGUCGGAAAUUUCGCGUUGCCGCCGCCGAGCUCCACAAGGCUUCAGAUCAUGCAGGAGAGAUUGACCGCGUGCUUCGAGAAUGUUUUGUAAAAUCGGGACCCGUCUAUAUCUUCUUUCCGACCGACCUCGUAGAUCACCCAGUCCCGUCAAGGCUUCUCGAUACGCCCGUCAAUCUGACACCGCCAUGUGAUUCGGCGCGUUUGGAUCUUGCGACGGCGGCGAUUUUGGAUGCUCUAUAUGCGAGCAAGCGUCCGUCGCUGUUCGCUGACUGCUUGGUGCGGCGGCAUGAUGCUGUCUCGGAAUGUCGUCAACUCGCAGAGGCGAUGGAGAUCCCUAGCCUCACCUCGAACAUGGGCAAAGGCAUUAUCGAUGAAACCCUCUCAUACUAUAUUGGAGUCUGUAACGGAGAUGCUUCAACGCCCGGCGUGAAGUCAGCCAUGGAGUUGAGUGAUCUCCGGCUCAUAAUGGGCAGUCUUCCCUGUGACACUAACACCGGUGGCUUCUCUCGUCCUGCCGACCCCGUCGUAGACAUAUACGUCAACCCGAAUGAGGUCGUGAUCAGUGGCCGAGCGCCAAUCAUCGUUCCCAUCAAGAAACUUUUACAGUCCCUGAUUCGAGGUCUCGACAGCUCAAGGUUGCGGCGCCCUGAGAGAAUCGAGCUUCCCCAGGACUUUGUUGACGACGAAGCUGAGUCUACUCGCAUCACACACGCUUGGCUGUGGGAUCACCUCUCGCAGGCCUUUCUCGAACCAAACGAUGUCUUGUUCGGCGAAUCAGGUACGGCGCAAUACGGUAUACCCGGUGCGACCUUCCCAUCCAAUAUACAUUGGAUCUCCCAGAAUUACUACAGCAGUAUCGGAUUUGCGACCCCGGCGGCUUUUGGGGCUGAUCUGGCGUUGCGGGAGAUGGCCACUGCUCACGACCGGCCUCGGGGUCGAACCAUCCUGGUCUCCGGGGAUGGCAGUUUGAUGCUCACGGUCCAGGAAAUCGGCAACAUGAUCAAGCACAAGACGGCGCCGGUGAUAUUUAUCAUCAACAACUCGGGCUACACCAUCGAGCGAAUCAUUCAUGGCGCCCAUCAAAGCUACAAUGAUGUUGUCCCCUUCAAUUAUGAGCACAUGCUAGGAUUCUUCAACAUGUCUCCAGUCGAUGCUGCGAAGAACUUCCACAGGGUCAGCACGCGAGCUGAGAUGGAGAGCGUCCUUCGGGUGGAAUGUAUACGCUCGCCGCAGGCGGUGCAGGUGGUUGAGGUCAUCAUGGAUAAGGUGGAUGUUCCGUGGCGGCUGAGCGCGCAAGUCGCCAUGCGAAAAGAUGAGGCCGAUCUCCGCGCGAUGACCGAGGCCGGGUUCAAGGUGCAUCAAGCGUCCAAGGGUAAAAGUAUCUGGCACUGA